GUAUGCCAGAUUCUUCUAUAAGCACAUCUUCAACACUUUUUCACAUUCAUUGCACCCGUGCACACAGACUUAAGCAAAUGGCAGCCAAUACAGGACAAAUGGGUUACCUGCCGAGCGGAGGUUCUAUAUUCUGCACCAUACCAGACAUCCUCUACCUGCCAGAAUUUCUCUGUGGAGGUGUGGUAUGGUGCCUUAUCGCAGCUACACAUAUCUGGUCUGAAAACCCCAUCGCAUAUGUGAUUACAGUGUCACUUCUAUGUUUCGUCAUGACCUUCCUCUGGAUGAUAAUAUUUGCCAGUGGGGCACAUCAUAACAAAGGCUCUUGGGCAUCCGCGGAUGUCGCAUACCAUGCUUUUGCAGCUCUUCUGUAUCUCAGUGCUUCUGUGCUUCUAGCUAAAGUUACAAUAGACCUUCAAGGGGGAGCUUCUUUUGAGCCGUUUGGUCUUUACUACAGGCUGGACAUAGCUGCUGUGGUGUUUUCCUUUUUCACCACCUUGCUAUAUUUCAUCCAUACAAUUUUCUCAGCCGUCAGAUGGAAAUCCUUCUAAUGGAACAACUUACUUAUCAACUAAUCUCAUAACAUUUGUGAUAGAGUGCACUGGUUCUUUAAAAAUAUUAUGUUUAUCUUUGCACUAGUAAAACAUGUGAUAUGAUAUGUGAUGCUGAUGCCUGUCAAAACUUAGCAAAAGUCUUUUUAGUGAUCUACUGUUUUUAGCAUUAAAUCAUCCUACAUAAUGUAAAGAACAUUCUUUGAGAAAAUAGCCUUAAUAUUAUCAGUACUGACUGACUAAGGCCAUGACAAAGAUAGAAAUCAUAGUUAGACACACAGACGAAACGUUGAUGUUUGUUAUUUUAUAUAGAUUUUGAGAAUUCUCAGACAGGACCUCAUAUUUCCCAUCAAUGUAUUCACAAUUUAUCAUGUAUUCAAAUUGAUUGUUCUGUCCUUUUAUCUUUUGAUAUGUACAAAUUGUGUACUCUUCUUUAAAUCUGCACCUUUUGCGCAGCAUUUCUUUUAUAAACUAUUCUUACAAGUAUAAAUUGUAUUUAAUUUUGCUUGAUCAAAAAAAAUAUUGUAACUUGUAUGUGGAGUAUCAUCAGUUACUGCAGUAUAGGUUUUUUAGUAUAAACAUGCAAAGUUCUGCAUGGUUGGUGGCCUACUGAAGUGCCACUUGUAGUACUGCUGGGUUUAUUUGGAUGUUUCUUUUGGUGUUUCUUUUUCUUAAAGUGUGUAAAAUAGCCUGUUUGACAACUAAAAAACACUUCAGCUUUUGUUACAAGACUGGUUUGUCCUCCUCUUGAAGGGUAGGAAUGAAGUACUAUAGAGGUAAGGGUAACAAAACACUGUAUGUGUUUUAAGAUGUCUGGCCCAAGGGAAAAUUGGACCCAUUGAUAUGAUGACAGUAAACUGUAUCAUACACGUUAGAAGAAUUAAGUUUACGUUUGUGCACCAUUUACAGUGACCCCGAAUACAUUUGUUUGGAGUCUUGUGGUACAUUCACAAAUGCACGACCUCUAAUGCCUUCAGUAAAACACAAUUGAUGCUACGCGUGUCUAUUCCUUGAUAAAAAAUGUAACAUCCUAGUUAUUAAAUAUAUUCAGCCUAUUGUAUUUAAAACUACUAUCUACCACAUUGAUUCAUCUUAUAACCACCAACAUCAACAAAAUAAAUACAUGAAAAUGA
Molecule: messenger RNA, 1681 nt
Organism: Triplophysa dalaica
Lineage: Eukaryota; Metazoa; Chordata; Actinopteri; Cypriniformes; Nemacheilidae
Product: myelin and lymphocyte protein-like
Exons: 4
Coding region: 3-548 (181 amino acids)
Biological process (GO): myelination
Cellular component (GO): membrane
Molecular function (GO): structural constituent of myelin sheath
Source: RefSeq, a predicted model, not a curated record